AUGGGUCGAGAAUUUACUCUACUUGAUCAAGUACCUGCUGGAAAUAUAGUUGAUUCUCUUGUUUUAAAAUCAGCAACAUUAUCAACAAAUAUAUUUUGUCCAUCGUUUCCUGGUCUUCAAUUUGAAGCUUCACCUAUUGUUCGUGUAGCAAUUAAACCAAAAGAUUCAUGUAAAUCAUUUUUUUCUUUAUUCUUAAAAACGUUGGACUUUGUUUUCCAGCUCAAAUGGAACAACUUCGA
Molecule: messenger RNA, 239 nt
Organism: Rotaria sordida
Lineage: Eukaryota; Metazoa; Rotifera; Eurotatoria; Philodinida; Philodinidae
Source: the annotation of a GenBank genome assembly